AUUAAACGGCAGUUAUCGCCAGUUAUCGUACGCUUGACUCACGUAGCCCGCUCGUUGCGGAAAUUGCACGGAGUUCGCAACAAAAUUGGGUGUGCAACAUGAUGCAGACCGUCGUUGUCCUGUCCGUGAUUCCUAGGUUAUCUUACCACCUGCGCUCGCGGUUGCCAAAUCUGCGCAUUUCCGACGUAUCACCAGGACAAGCUGAUACUUUAUCCAAACUUAAUGAGGCAGAAAUAUUAAUAGCUGACUGUGAUUUAUUAAUACCUUAUGCAAACAAGUUGACAUCGAUCAAAUGGGUACAGACGACCUGGGCUGGUUUGGAUAAAUUCAUUCCACAUGUGCAAAACACGCAAAGAGAUUAUAUAUUGACUCGUUUCUCAGGCGAGUCAUUUGGUCUAGCCAUGUCCGAAUACGUGAUAGCGCAAAUUGUCAACUACGAGCGUAACCAGAGACAACAGUACGAGAAUCAAAGGCUUGCUGAAUGGAAACAAGAAGGCAGAUUGAUAAACCACAGAUUUAUACAUGAUUUAACCAUAGGUAUCUUAGGAGUAGGAACAAUAGGAAAGUCAAUUGCAGAAAAGUUAAAGUUAUUUGGCGCAAGUAUCUGGGGAAUGACACGUACCGUUCCGAAAGAGAAAUUACCGUACCUCGAUGAACACAGAACCGUAGAUAAUUUGCCGGACAUCCUGAAAAAUUGCGACUACAUCAUUAAUGUAUUACCUUCAACUCAGGACACGAUAGGACUUUUAAAUGACAACGUCUUGGAACAUUGCAAAGGCAAGAAUGCAGUUUUCAUGAACGUAGGCCGGGGUUCCGUUAUUAGAGAAACGGACUUAAUAAACGCUCUUGAGCAGAAAUGGAUUUCAGCUGCUAUUUUAGAUGUAUUUGAAAAAGAGCCAUUGCCAAAGGAGAGCAAGUUAUGGAGCCUUCCACAAGUAACAAUCUCACCACAUAAUUCAGCUGUAACAAUUGCUCAUAAUGUUGCGAAGUUAUUCGCCGCGAAUUAUGCUAGAUAUGUAAACGGAGAAAGCAUGAUAAAUGUGUUUGAUUUUAAUAAAGGCUAUUAAAGGUCUGGGACUGUACAGUGUUUCGUCACGAUAACAA
This is a messenger RNA of Atta colombica, 1104 nucleotides long. Its product is annotated as glyoxylate/hydroxypyruvate reductase A-like. The transcript is spliced from 4 exons. Gene Ontology annotation, molecular function: NAD binding. The record is from RefSeq and is a predicted model, not a curated record. NCBI's taxonomy places the organism in Eukaryota, Metazoa, Arthropoda, Insecta, Hymenoptera, Formicidae. The coding region runs from base 99 to 1067 and encodes 322 amino acids.